Molecule: messenger RNA, 483 nt
Organism: Aspergillus vadensis CBS 113365
Lineage: Eukaryota; Fungi; Ascomycota; Eurotiomycetes; Eurotiales; Aspergillaceae
Exons: 4
Coding region: 1-483 (160 amino acids)
Source: RefSeq, a predicted model, not a curated record
AUGGACUUUGACACCCAGAUUUCAUAUCAUGAUGGCUUAAUUCUUGGUCUUAUAUAUUUAUUUAAGAUUUUCUACUUUAUCUAUUUCAUAUCUCCCGGCGCCAUUCUCAAGGCACAGGUAGUUACAUUCUAUAAUAUAAAAGUACUGCUCUGGGAGCUCUAUCUCCGCUCUAUCUAUCUUUCCAGUUUAACUAAUCUAGCCAUUAGCAAGAUCAGCACAAUCCCUGCUCAAACCUCAGACUCGUUUUGGAUAUUGGUAUUAUUAAUUUAUAUACUGCAGACACAGGAAAGUCCACCACCGUUGACUAUUAAUCUUAUCCGGAUUGCUAUGUGGAGUUUGUUAGCAGCAGCCAGCUGUGCUGCGCACAUACCCGAGUGGUUGGGGAUAGUAAGACACUGGCAUCUGAGUCUUUACGCGAUGCAUCUUAUAUUAGUCUGGAACAGCAUCUCAUAUGCCCAAGGGGUCUGGGAUAUGGUACUCUGA